GUGUCGAAAGACUCCAUAAAGCGCUUACCCCCCGACGCUGCGUGUCUGUCUCAGGAAGGAUGGCGACGAAGAGCGCGCGCAUCUCGGUCCUUGUCUUUGCUCUCCUCUCUCUGUGUUGCGCCUCGGCGGGUGACCAGAGUGGCGUGAAAAAGAUGAAGAUGCAGUUUGCGACGGGGCCGCUGCUCAAGUUCCAGAUAUGCAUUUCCUGAGGGUACAAGCGGGUGUUUGAGGAGUACACGCAGGCCUUGUACCAGCGGUACCCAGACAUCCGCAUCGAAGGGGAAAACUACCUUCCUGUACCCAUUUAUCGUCAUGUGGCUUCCUUCCUGUCUCUGUUCAAAUUUCUGGUCAUCGGUUUGAUCAUUAUCGGCCGAGAUCCGUUCGCCCUCCUUGGUAUGCAAGCCCCAGGAAUCUGGGAGUGGGGGCAGGGAAACAAGAUCUACGCCUGCAUGAUGGUCUUCUUCUUCAGCAAUAUGAUAGAAAACCAGUUGAUGUCCACAGGAGCGUUUGAAAUCACACUGAAUGAUGUGCCCGUUUGGUCCAAGCUGGAGUCGGGCCACCUUCCCUCCAUGCAGCAGCUGGUCCAGAUCCUGGAUAAUGAGAUGAAGAUGAACGUCCACAUGAACACAGGCCCCCUCCACCACUCCUAACACCAGUGCUCUCCAAGCGUGCGACCGAGCCUCAUGCUGCUGGUCUGUGGUCUCCAGGUUGGCGGAGGGUCUCUCAGCGGGCCGUGACGUGAUGUUUAUGAAGGUCUGCGCUGAAGGCAGGGAGACUGCCGGCGCAGACUGGAUGCUCUCAUCACUCUUUGCUCCUUAGAGACGUCCCGCCGCUAACCCCGGAGCGCCCCGUCUCUCGUGCUACUACUGCGGUUCCCCAUCAUGAGACAGUAACCUUCCAUCGAUUGUCCUUAACUUUCCAUUCUCACCUCAGAGCUGCAUCUCAGCUCGUGCGCCGAUGAAGCUCAUAUAUGUCCUUACUGUUUUAACGCAGAGAACUAUUGGGAAUAUGUGUCUUGUUAUGAUUUCUGAAUAAUUUUUAUAUUUACAUCACUGAAAAUGAGAGGAUUAAUAAAAUGUAUUGUAACAAUUCAACUGUGG
Messenger RNA from Synchiropus splendidus (mandarinfish), 1100 nucleotides. RefSeq names its product selenoprotein T, 1a (gene selenot1a). The record is from RefSeq and is a predicted model, not a curated record. Gene Ontology annotation, biological process: cell redox homeostasis. The transcript has 5 exons. Gene Ontology annotation, cellular component: endoplasmic reticulum membrane. Gene Ontology annotation, molecular function: thioredoxin-disulfide reductase (NADPH) activity. Lineage: Eukaryota; Metazoa; Chordata; Actinopteri; Syngnathiformes; Callionymidae.